AUGAAACUCCUCAUACUCCUCACUGUCCCUGCAUGUCUUCGACUUGCGUGUCUAGCUGUCGCCGACAGCGAUGGGGCUUACGAGAGCUCUUUCGACUCCGGCCUAGAUCAAGAGACAUUACAAGGGCUCUGCCCCGACUAUACGCGUUACGCUGUACGCAAACACAAGCCUUUCAGUAAAGGACCUCUUCGAUUACCUAGCCAGCGCCCUCACCAAAACUGCCGCAAGUUCACCUCGACGGCAGUAGAAAAGGUCAUUGACGAUCUAAUACCGCAUAUCAAAGAUCCAGACCUGGCAAAGAUCUUUGAGAACGCGUUUCCAAAUACACUUGACACAACGAUCCAGUGGCAUGUCGAUGGAGUGGAGUCCAAAGCGCCGCAGUCGCCUUUGUUGCGCGAUCGGGACCGAUGGCAGGGGGCCCAGUCCUUCGUGGUGACUGGUGAUAUCGACGCUGAAUGGCUACGAGAUAGCACCAACCAGCUCUCACAGUAUCAGCGGCUGGCAGCAACAUCGCCAGCCAUAUCAAAGCUCAUCCUAGGUGCGAUCAACACUCAGUCCGAGUAUAUUAUACAGGCUCCGUACUGCAAUGCCUUCCAGCCGCCUUCGCCAUCACGGUUCCCACCGGCUCACAAUGGGCAGGAGGACUGGGUACAUCCUGCUUACGAGCCGUCGGUGGUCUUUGAAUGUAAGUAUGAGCUGGACUCACUCGCGAACUUCCUCUCCUUAUCCAAUCAAUAUCAUGCCGCCACAGGUGACACGUCGUACCUCUCGCCCCGAUGGUUUAAAGCUCUUUCCACUAUUACAACCGUUAUCGAAGAACAAUCCUUCUCCACAUUCAACCCCAACACCCGCGCAUAUCGCGGCAGCGAAUACCUCUUCACCCGAUCGACUCGUGCUGGCACCGAGACACUCAACCUCGGUGGCGUCGGCAAUCCCCUCGCUAACGGCACGAACCUCGUGCGCUCCGCUUUUCGCCCCUCUGACGACGCAUGCACUUUCGGCUUCCUCAUUCCCGCCAACGCUAUGCUUUCCGUUGAACUCAGCCGCACGGCAACAAUCCUCCUCGCAUACUCGAAAACAUCUGAGGACAUCUCACGAACCCAGUCAAUAGCCAUCGCCUCUCUCUCCGGCCGCUUAGCCGAUCGUGCCCGCCUUAUUCGCGAAGGCAUCCUGGAGCAUGCUGUCGUGCAACAUCCGCACUUUGGCCCCGUUCUCGCCUACGAAAUCGACGGCUACGGAAGCCAUCUCCUGAUGGACGACGCCAACGUUCCUUCCCUCCUGUCGCUACCCCUCCUUGGCUUCCUUGCUCACGACGAUCCGCUCUACAUCAACACCCGCCGCCUGAUCCUCUCCCCACACAACCCGUACUACUUGUCCGGCCCGAAGUUCUCCGGCAUUGGUGGCCCGCACAUCGGUUUGAUGAACGCAUGGCCCAUGAGCGUCCUCGUGCAGGCGCUGACGACGGACGACGAGGACGAGAUCAUCGAGUGCUUGGAAAAGGUGAAGAAUGUGAGCGUGUUCGGGCUGAUCAACGAAAGCGUGGAUGUCGAGAGGGGCGUGGACCCACACGGCGAAGGGGACGGCAUGACGCGCAGUUGGUUCGCGUGGGCCAAUUCCGUGUUUGCGCAGGUCGUGCUGAUGCUGGCGGAGAAGAGGCCCGGAUUGAUACUCGACACGGAGGUGGCGUACGUCGUGGGAAAGGGGUGGCAAGAGAACUGA
Molecule: messenger RNA, 1719 nt
Organism: Cyphellophora europaea CBS 101466
Lineage: Eukaryota; Fungi; Ascomycota; Eurotiomycetes; Chaetothyriales; Cyphellophoraceae
Exons: 1
Coding region: 1-1719 (572 amino acids)
Biological process (GO): carbohydrate metabolic process
Source: RefSeq, a predicted model, not a curated record